Molecule: messenger RNA, 2229 nt
Organism: Salvia miltiorrhiza (redroot sage)
Lineage: Eukaryota; Viridiplantae; Streptophyta; Magnoliopsida; Lamiales; Lamiaceae
Product: BTB/POZ domain-containing protein At5g47800-like
Exons: 7
Coding region: 410-2026 (538 amino acids)
Molecular function (GO): protein binding
Source: RefSeq, a predicted model, not a curated record
CACAUUUACUACACAUUUUGCAGACAGCUUUUUUUGUUCUUCACUUCCUUCUCCAAUGGCUUUCACUCUUUCCUACUCUUAGAUGCUAAGAAAUAACCCAAGCUCAGCAUUAGAAAUGAAGCUAGCUACCAAAAAUCUCUAAUAUGCAUGUAUGAUCAUUCUCUAAAAUCUUGAAUCUGCAGCUGUUGUACUCAAUUUUGAGGAUUCCCAUUUCCAAAUUAGUUAAAAGAUCUGCAAAAGUCACUUUAUCAGUAAAGAUUCCAUUGCCUUGUUUUUGACUGAUCCAUGAGCUAGAUCAAGAAUCCUUCGAGAAUUUGAGUAGAUGUUUGAAGUGUGACAAUAAUAUCUCUGAUUAUAUAUAAUCCACUUUUGAAAAUAAAAAGGAAAGGUAAUCUUCAUCACUGCAGAAAUGAAGUUUAUGAAACUUGGAUUGAAUCCAGACACCUUCUACACCGAAGAUGCCACGAGGACCGUGAUAUCAGAUGUGCCAACUGACCUCACCAUUAGGAUAGAUGGCAUCACCUAUCUUCUCCACAAGUCUUGUCUUGUUCCAAAAUGUGGGCUAUUGCAAAGGCUUUUCUCGGAGAAAGACGAGGGCGGGGACGUGUCGGUGGAGCUCCACGACAUUCCGGGAGGGGAGGAGGCGUUCGAGCUUUGUGCUAAGUUCUGCUAUGGCAUCACAAUCAGCCUCAGCGCACACAAGUUUGUGGCAGCCUUAUGCGCUGCUAGCUUCCUGCGAAUGACCGAGAAAGUCGAAAAUGGGAACUUGAUCGCCAAGCUAGAGGCGUUUUUCUCGUCGUGCAUCCUCCAAGCGUGGAAGGAUUCUCUCAUUGCGCUGCACAACGCUGAGAGACUCUGCGACUGGUCUCAAAAUCUCGGCAUCGUGAGGCGAUGCAUCGAGUCCAUAGUCGACAAGAUCUUAACACCUCCAACAAAGGUGAAGUGGUCUUACACGUAUACGAGACCGGGAUACGUAAGGAAACGGCGCGACUCAGUGCCAAAGGACUGGUGGACAGAGGACCUGUCCUGCCUCGGCAUAGACAUGUUUAGCAGCAUAGUUACCACCAUCACUUCAACCAACAUGCUGCAGCCGCGGCUCAUCGGUGAGGCUCUGCACGUCUACGCCCACUGCUGGCUGCUCAAUGCCUCCGAGGGCUCCCCGGGCAGCAAACGGAGAGUCCUUGAGACCAUUGUGAGGCUCAUCCCAGCGGAGAAAGGCUCUGUCUCCAUCAAAUUCCUGCUGAGGCUCCUCACCACCGCCAACUCUCUCGGAGCAUCUCCCGUGUCGAAGGCACAACUCCUGAGGCUGUGCGGGCUGCAGCUAGACGACGCCACGCUCAACGACUUAUCUCAAUCCGACAUUGAUUUGGUUAAGACGGUUGUGCGGAGUUUCUUGAGGCAGUGGAAGCGCCGCAACUCCGCAGGCGAGGGACAACCGCUCCGAGCAAUGCAUAAGGUGGGAAACCUCAUUGAUUCCUAUCUGCAGGUAGUUGCAAAGGAUGCAAGAAUGCCAGCUCAAAAAAUGGUGGCUCUGAUUGAGACUCUUCCAGCAACAGCACGGCCUCAACACAACCAUCUCUACAAAGCAAUAAAUAUUUAUCUCAAGGAGCAUCCUGAGGUGAGCAAAGCAGAUAAGAAACAGCUCUGCAGCUUCUUAGACUGCCAGAAACUGUCUCCAGAAGUGCGAUCUCACGCCGUCAAGAACGAGAGAUUGCCGUUAAGAACGGUGGUGCAAGUGCUCUUCUUCGACCACGAGAAAACCAACGCGUCUUCGCAGCAGCUUCAGAGAGAUGAUCUGAGCAAACUAAAAGUAAGUAGCAGUGCAGGCAAUGGUACAAGACCUAAAGCGGCCGGAGCACUUCACCGCUCCUCGAGGAAGUUGGAUGACAAGCCAGAGCUCAGCCAAGAGUUGAGCUUUAAGGUGAAGCUGGAGACGGAAAAGGAGAAGAAGAGGGAAACCGCGGCUGCACCUCAGCUGAAUCCUCACAACAAACCUCAAAUCAGAGGUGUAUACAUUAAACGCUGAGAAAGAUAUAUAGCUCACAACAUUUUCUGCUUCUUUCUUUCUCUUUAUUAAUAUUCAUUGGAGUUGUAGGAGUGAGAUUGUGAACAUAUAUAUCCUCUGCAAAUCAAGAGGCAAGACAUAGAAAUAUACUAGAAACAAAGUUAGUUAUUAUUCUUUAUAAAUUUGAAUAAAAAGUGUGAGUAUAUAUAGCUGUUUUAUUUUUA